AUGGCAUCCAACCGAGCUACUACAGCAUCUGGCAACUUUGUUUUAACAGCAGAGACUUUGAACAAAGCCCUUCCGAAAAUGCAUUUCACCACUCAGGCCGUACACGCGGAUGACUUUGUCAGCCCUCACCGUGCCAUUGCACCAGCCAUGCACCCGGCUGUGAACUACCGAUAUGCCAGAGACCCUGAUGAGUUAGUAGAGAUGGAAAACGACGAUCCCAACGCCCCCUUUGACUCGCACGUCUACUCGCGCUACACAGCACCUAACUCGAAUCGGUUUGAGAUUGUCCUCAAGACCCUCUUCCACUCAGACGUUGUCUCGUAUUCUUCUGGUCUUUCAGCUUUCCAUUGCAUGUUGGUCCACCUGAACCCGAAAAGGAUCUUUAUUACUGAGGGUUACCAUGGUGUACACGGAGUUAUCGAUGUUGUAUCUAGAUUGAGCGGCGUCACUAAGCUGACCCUAGACGACAUCGACCAGAUGGGUCCAGGCGAUAUGCUCCAUGUUGAGACGCCCCUCAACCCUACUGGCGAGGCUCGCAACCUUGCUUAUUACAAGGAGCGAGCUCGUGCAGUGGGAGCCUUUCUAACCGUCGACUCUACCUUUGGACCUCCACCGCUGCAGGAUCCUAUCGAGCUUGGAGCGGACCUUGUCAUGCAUAGCGGUACUAAGUACAUCGGAGGCCACUCGGAUAUGCUCUGUGGUAUUGUUGUUGUUCAUCCCGAUCGUGUCAAGGAGGGAUGGGGCGAGAAACUACGCGAGGAUCGCCUCGUCCUGGGGAGCGUCAUGGGCAGCUUUGAAGGUUGGCUGGGCAUCAGGUCCCUGCGAACCCUCCAUCUCCGCGUGACGCGCCAAGCGCAGACAACCGAGGCGCUUGUUUCCUGGCUGCAGAAGGGAGUGGAGGAUCGAAACUCGAUUAUUGGAAAAGUGGUCUCUAAGGUGUCGCACGCUUCUCUGCAAAAAGACGCCCUGAAAGAAGGGUGGUUGCAAAAGCAGAUGCCAGGAGGUUACGGACCUGUCUUCAGCAUGUGGCUGAGAAAACCCGAACAUGCUCGACGAUUUGCGAGUAAGUUAUAUGUAUUCCAGCAUGCGGCCAGCUUGGGGGGCGUCGAGAGUUUGGUCGAGUGGCGUGCUAUGAGCAGCAAGGAAGAAGACCCGCUUGUUAUUCGGGUCAGUGUUGGGGUUGAGGAUCUUGAAGAUAUGAAGGCGGAUUUCACACAAGGGUUCCAGGCAUUAUUGGAUGAGCGAUCUUAA
This is a messenger RNA of Penicillium arizonense, 1251 nucleotides long. Its product is annotated as cystathionine beta-lyase. The transcript has 2 exons. NCBI's taxonomy places the organism in Eukaryota, Fungi, Ascomycota, Eurotiomycetes, Eurotiales, Aspergillaceae. Gene Ontology annotation, biological process: transsulfuration. Gene Ontology annotation, molecular function: carbon-sulfur lyase activity; pyridoxal phosphate binding. Gene Ontology annotation, cellular component: cytoplasm. The record is from RefSeq and is a predicted model, not a curated record. The coding region runs from base 1 to 1251 and encodes 416 amino acids.